This is a messenger RNA of Artibeus jamaicensis (Jamaican fruit-eating bat), 591 nucleotides long. It is a transcript of the gene MIF, whose product is annotated as macrophage migration inhibitory factor. Bases 119 to 466 code for a protein of 115 amino acids. The transcript has 3 exons. The record is from RefSeq and is a predicted model, not a curated record. NCBI's taxonomy places the organism in Eukaryota, Metazoa, Chordata, Mammalia, Chiroptera, Phyllostomidae. Gene Ontology annotation, molecular function: cytokine activity; phenylpyruvate tautomerase activity.
GGGCCGCAGCCGCACUGGGGCGGAACUGGGCGGCGGUCACGUAGCUCAGGUCGCCUAACUGCUGUGGCGUGCGCGCCUGUUGGUUCCGGAUCCAAGUCUUCUUCGUCCCUCCGCUAUCAUGCCGAUGUUCGUGGUGAACACCAACGUGCCCCGCUCCUCGGUGCCGGACGGGCUCCUCUCCGAGCUCACCCAGCAGCUGGCGCAGGCCACGGGCAAGCCGGCCCAGUAUAUCGCGGUGCACGUGGUUCCGGACCAGCUCAUGGUUUUCGGCGGUUCCAGCGAGCCGUGCGCGCUCUGCAGCCUGCACAGCAUCGGCAAGAUCGGCGGCGCGCAGAACCGUACCUACAGCAAGCUGCUGUGUGGCCUGCUGGCCGAGCGCUUGCGUGUCAGCCCAGACAGAAUCUACAUCAACUACUACGACAUGAACGCGGCCAACGUGGGCUGGAACGGCUCCACCUUCGCCUGAGGGCCACAUCGCCCCCAUCCAGCGGGACCAGACCCUAGACCCCGCUGCCCGCAGUAUUUGCCCACCUGGCUCCCAGGGACCUCCCACUUCAACGGUCGGGAGAAAUAAAUGGUUUGGAGACCGCA